AUGGAUCUCAUCCAGUCAGGAGCAGAGAAGAAACUUCAGCAGCAAGAAUUAGAAGAGCUGAGAUUGGAUGCUUAUAAGAGUUCCAGGAUAUAUAAAGAGAAAACAAAAGCAUUACAUGACAAGCAGAUCCUGAGGAAAAAGUUUAUAGUGGGCCAGAAUGUUCUAAUAUUUAAUUCUCGUCUUAAGUUCAUGCCUGGUAAGCUUAGAUCAAGAUGGAAUGGCCCAUUUGUUAUUACUAAUGUCUUUCCUUAUGGUGCAGUUGAAUUAAAAGACAAACAGACUAGGAGCACAUUUACUGUUAAUGGGCAUCGUCUGAAGCCCUUCUAUGAAGAAACACCACAGCAGCCUGAGGAUACAGAGAUGGAAGCAGAGAUCAGGCUGCUCGAUGCUGUUUAUUCUCCUUAG
Molecule: messenger RNA, 405 nt
Organism: Gastrolobium bilobum
Lineage: Eukaryota; Viridiplantae; Streptophyta; Magnoliopsida; Fabales; Fabaceae
Exons: 1
Coding region: 1-405 (134 amino acids)
Source: RefSeq, a predicted model, not a curated record